AUGGCCGGUCAGGAUGUGUGGGCAGAAUUUGAGACGCUCCGACACAACUUGAGGUCCAACAAGGUCGAGCAGCUCAAACAAAUACUCACCGGUUUCAACGAGGAGUGCCAGACGAACUUCACCAAGACCGGCAAAAAACAGGACCUCAUCGACAAGAUUACCCGCGAGCUCAACGACUGGAGGCAGAACGAUAACGUGGAUCGUUGGACCAAAGGAGAGGCCAUUAUGACACGGGUCCGCCAGACUGGCUACUACACCUCCCACACCAACGGCUCAUCGUCGUUCACGCACACAUUCCCCGCCGCGACCCCUUCCCCCUCUGUUCCCUACCAGAGCGGAGCCUCUCAGGCAGGUUCAUCACGUUAUGAUCCCUGGACCCGCCGUGUCCCGCCUGCAGCACCUGUAGCGUCUUCAUCUUCCACAUCUGCCCCACCGCCAUUGCCGCCAAUGCCGUCUAUCCGGUUCAAAUACUCGCCUUUCUUCAAAGUCGAGCGGCUAGUGUCUGGUGUAGCCGAAUGUCCGGAGUCCGCAAGCUCCAUGGAUCGACGUUCUCAAAACGUGACGUUUGUGAUGACAAACGAAGUCUUAUCCAAGGUUACCUCUACAAACCCCAAAUACCAGCUGCGGCUCUACUGCACUUCUUCGGCGUAUCAUACGCCUCCUACUGCCAACCUCCCCGGCGCAUUUCGCUCCGCUGCGCCAUGUCCCAUUGAGUUUCCCCCGACGUGCGAGGUUCGCGUUAAUGGGAACCAACUGAACGUGAGCCUCAAGGGACUGAAGAAGAAACCGGGCACAGCGCCUCCGCCGGACAUUGGGAAGCAUGUGCGCCAGACCGCCAACGCGUCCAACAGGAUCGAGAUAAUAUACGUGAACAGCCAGCAGCCCACGCCCCCCAAGAAGUACUAUCUGGUAGUUGGGCUGGUGGAAGUCACUUCGACGGAACAGCUUAUCGAUCGAUUGCGCAAAGGCAAAUACAAGCAAGCCGCCGAGGUGCUCGCCGACAUGAAUAAAGCCAAUGGUGACGACGACGACAUCGUUGCUGGGCAUCAGAAGAUGUCUUUGAAGUGUCCACUGAGUUAUGGACGCAUCACAACGCCAUGUCGAUCCUCUGCUUGCGUGCACCCACAGUGCUUCGAUGCCUUGUCUUGGUUUUCGAUGAUGGAACAGACGACGACUUGGCUGUGUCCCGUCUGUGAGAAAGUGUUGAACGUUGAAGAACUCCUCAUCGAUGGGUAUUUCGACAGCAUUCUCAAAGCCACACCAGAGGACGUCGACGAUGUUAUCGUCGAGCCUGAUGGAGAGUGGCAUACAGAAGACAACAAAUUCGGAUCUGCGCGGUGGAAAGCAAUUCACUCAGUGGAGAAGCCAGUCAAGCCAGCGAGCCCUGUCAAGCCUCCCCCGUCCCCGAGCAAGCCAGUCGCGAUGAAUGGCGCUAACGGGUUUGACAAGCCUCGGCCCAGCAAUGCGGAGAUCGUGAUCCUGGAUUCUGACGAUGAAGACGAGGAUGAAGGACGGGUGAAGCGUGAGCUGUCACCCUCCACGGACGUUGCGGUGCCUCAAGGAAGGCAGUCGAACGUACCCAGCUCUCAGCCGGCACGCGCUCAGGCCGUGGACAUCAUCGACCUCACCCUUGAUUCGGAUGAGGAGGAGCAGCCUCCUCCCCCACCUCGACGUCCGCUUCCCCCUCCACCCCCGCCUCCGUCCAAAAAGAGGAAGGAGGCUGACGAUCUCCCAUCGCCAACAGAGCAGAUCUGGAAGAAAUCACGGCCUGACCACGCUUCACUAAACGCGCAGGUCCCCGGCUCCACACCGCGAAUGGGAGACGACGCAUAUAGACGGCUCCCUCCCCCCGUCCCGUCUUCAUCGCAGCCGCGUUAUUCCUCGUCUCAGCAGACUACCUCCUAUCGCGGGUCUGGAUCACAGUCGUAUAGCAGCUCUUCCGGGGCCCUCCCGCCCCCUCCAUCUUCGCUCCCCGCGCGUCCGACCCACGAGGACUAUCGCAACAAUACGUUGCCGCCGCUUUCUUCCUACCCAUCACGACGUGGAAGCGGUGCGGGGGCAUCUUCACCACGCAAUUGGCGGUGA
Molecule: messenger RNA, 2085 nt
Organism: Epithele typhae
Lineage: Eukaryota; Fungi; Basidiomycota; Agaricomycetes; Polyporales; Epitheliaceae
Product: PINIT domain-containing protein
Exons: 9
Coding region: 1-2085 (694 amino acids)
Biological process (GO): protein sumoylation
Molecular function (GO): SUMO ligase activity; zinc ion binding
Source: RefSeq, a predicted model, not a curated record